This is a messenger RNA of Bradysia coprophila, 2053 nucleotides long. RefSeq names its product N-acetylglucosamine-6-phosphate deacetylase. Gene Ontology annotation, biological process: N-acetylglucosamine catabolic process. The record is from RefSeq and is a predicted model, not a curated record. Gene Ontology annotation, molecular function: N-acetylglucosamine-6-phosphate deacetylase activity. NCBI's taxonomy places the organism in Eukaryota, Metazoa, Arthropoda, Insecta, Diptera, Sciaridae.
GUUUUGCUGUGUAUGUUUAUAAUGUGAUGUGCUUUUUUGGGCAAUAUACGUGUAUAGCAAAAUUGUUGUUUACUUCCAAAGUUCAAAAUUGCAUGCCCUUACCUCGACAAAAUACAUUUUAAAACGAAAUUGAUUCAAAGAUAAAAGCUGAGAAUGUUGUUCUUAAACUCUAUUUAUAGUUAUCGAAUGGACAAAUAAACAAAAAUUUAAAUGAAAUGAAAACGAGUCGUAUCCAAUGUAAAAUUAUCUAAUGUCAGUACAAAGUAGGGGUUUUGAAACAGAAACCGCUUUAAUAUUUUCGGUCUACGCAGGCAAUAAAUGUGAUAAAAAUUUGUUUCAACAAAUUCCACAAAUGCUAUCAACAUCCGAUAGAACAGCUGACCGCUGCUUAAAUUUCUUCCGUAAUUAAAACCUGUUGUAUGUAUACAAGAGCGAUGUUAUUAUAAGAUAAGAGAAAAAACCUCUUCCCAGCCAUUCUUUUCAUGUUAAACCAAAAUAGACGAGAAAAAAAACUCCAAUAAAAUUUGGUCAGUGUAAAUCUAAUCAGCUCGGUUGGUUGGCCACCCAACGAUAAAACAUAAUAAAACUUUAUCAAUGAAAAAACGAAGACGCGAGCAAUAUUUAAUAAUCAUAAAUAAAUGUACUCGACUUAGUCUCGUUCCGAUCACACAAAGGCCAACAUUCGUAUCGCGUCAGUUGUAAAUUAUUCCCGUAAUCGCAACAUUGUUAAUUCUUGUUCUUGUGUUCCAUAUUGUGUGUCAACGAAAAGUUAAUUUCAUUUUGUUAAUCGGAAGAAACAACGAUGACCGAAACAGCAUUAAUUCAGUUUAAAAAUUGCCAUCUAGUUCGCAACCAUCAGAUAGUCACCGAUGACCUGUGGGUACGAAAUGGUAAAAUUGUCGAUCCGGAGAAGGUGUUUUUUGAUGAGAAAAAAACAGCCGACACUGUCAUCGAUUGCCAAAAUGCAAUCAUUGCACCGGGAUUCAUUGACAUACAAAUAAAUGGUGGCUAUGGCAUAGAUUUUGCUCACAACACUACUGACACUGAAACCGGCGUUAGCUUGGUUGCUAAAAAUAUUCUGGCUCAUGGCGUAACAUCAUUCUGUCCGACACUAGUUACGUCGCCGGUUUCCACAUAUCAUCAGGUACUACCGAAUAUACCAAAAAAAGCAGGUGGAAAACAUGGAGCCACGAUUCUAGGGGUUCAUUUAGAAGGACCAUUUAUCAGUUUGGAGAAGAAGGGUGCACAUCCAGCUGAAUGUAUAAAGGACUUGAAUGAGGGAGCCAAAACGGCCAAUGACACAUAUGGACCAUUGGAUAAUGUAGCGAUUAUCACGUUAGCACCCGAAAAAGUUGGAGCUUUGGAUACUAUCGAGGAUUUGUCCAAGAAAGGUAUCACAAUGGCAGUCGGUCACUCGACAGCAAAUCUGUGCGACGGCGAGAAGGCCGUACAAAAAGGUUCCAAUUUGAUCACUCAUUUGUUCAAUGCAAUGCUGCCAUUUCAUCAUCGUGAUCCCGGCCUAGUUGGUCUGUUGACAUCGGAUGCGAUUCCCGAUGGUCGUACCGUAUACUUUGGUAUAAUAUCGGACGGCGUUCACACUCAUCCAGCCGCAUUGCGUAUUGCUUUCCGAGCGCAUCCGGAUGGUUUGAUUCUGGUCACCGAUGCAAUUUCGGCAAUGGGUUUAGAAGAUGGAACCCACUUUAUCGGUCAACUAACGGUCGAUGUACGCAAUAAGAAAGCGUACAUUGCCAACACAAACACAUUGUGUGGAAGCAUUGCCCCGAUGGACGAGUGUGUUCGAAUUUUUCAAAAAUCAACCAACUGUUCACUCGUUUAUGCUCUGGAAGCGGCAUCACUACAUCCAGCCAAGUGUUUGAAUAUCGAGCAAUCGAAAGGAACUUUGAAUUAUGGUGCUGAUGCGGACUUUCUGAUGCUGGGCAGAGAUUUGUCCGUUUGGGCCACAUGGAUAGCAGGUGAAUGUGUUUACGAGAAACAGAGAUAAGGAGUGCUUACGAUGUCCGCGAAUUGAGAAAUACAUUUUUAUAAAGCAAAA